Moneuplotes crassus is the source of this 1051-nucleotide messenger RNA. The record is from the annotation of a GenBank genome assembly. NCBI's taxonomy places the organism in Eukaryota, Ciliophora, Spirotrichea, Euplotida, Euplotidae.
UGAUAGUUUAGGGUUGGAAUGCAAUAUUUUGGAUUAUGGCCUCAGAUUGUGGAACUUUGACAAAAAGAGUUUAUUAUUCUGGACAGACUUGGAAUACAACAAGGAGUUAUAUCACUUCAAAUGUUGUGUGAGUGUACAAAUUGACAUCCACUUCUAUAUAUAUAAAUGGCAUAAAGAUAGAUGUCACUCUUCAGCUUAUGAUUAUUACAAGGAGGGUUCUAUGAGCACUGGAGGCACAAAGACAGUGUCUAUAGAUUGGGACUCUGCGGUUUAAAUUGUAGUUCACCCUACCUCAUCUAGCAAUGCUAUAGAUAUUGACUAUAAAGCAGUUAGAACAGUAAAAACAGUGAGUGUAGGAGCAGUUAUAAGGACCGUUCUAGGAAGUAUUUGAUGUUUCAUCAUAAUUAUUGGUGGAAUAAUUAGUACAACUGUACUUUGCUCUAUCAAGAAAGCUCAAAUGGAUUUAAGAAAUCAAGCCGAAACAAAUAAUGGGGUAGCUAUUGCUGUUAAAAUCAGUCCACAGCCUCAAAUAAUCACUGAUCCAGCUCCUCAGCCUCUUUAUAUGACUCAUAAGGAUUUAUGAUUUCCUUGAGAAUCAUUAUAAGCUAGCUUUCUAGACUAAUCUUUGUUUUGAAAGAAUUCUCAUUAUAAUGCACUCUGCUCCAAACAUCGGUCCAAAGUAAGCCCCUCCCUAUACCCCUUCCGCAUAAUCUACGACCAGACCAACUCUCUUCAGCCCCAAAUAGGAAUGCCCUCCUCCAGCCGCAUGGGUAAACAACCCAUAACGAUAAGUAUGCUUAUGUCUAGGAAACCCAAUAGCUCAUGUCCCUGAAGCCAAAAUGGGGAAAAUAUUUUCAAGCAGAUCAGGACUUAGUAAGGGCCCAGAAGGGAUAAGAGGUACAGUAGAGGCGGUGGGGAUGGAGAGAGGAGACUUUGGAAAAUAACUAUGUGGAUAGAACAAGUCUACUCUUGGUCAUUCUUCAACACAGAUUGUCUUUACCCAUUAUUUAUGGUCAAGCAAAUUACACUUAUUUUACAAUAAAGGUAAUGA